ACCGAAACAGCAGGUUCGACUUUUCAGUUCAACGGCGAGCAGUUGCGGCUUCCCGUUUUUCAUCGACAUGAAAUCCUUCAUUCUAGUCGCGUGCGCUACAUUCCUUCUUGUCGUCCCCACCAUUUACGCCCAGGCACCAAGGCCAAACGGUGACGACGCGGACGAACUGAAUCCUAUCGAGCCGAAUUCCCCAGAAUUCAAAGAUCGUGAGAGACGAAACUGCAGAAUCGAAUUCCGACGAGUGGAUGGAGCAUGUACGAACAUUGGCUCUCCGAAACGCCAGCUGUGGGGCUCCACCAACCGCCCCCAUUUCACAUAUUUCAAUGGCCUGAGCUCCGUGGUUGCUACUGGAAAAAAUUUGCCAUCGCCAAGACGCAUUUCUAAUAUUCUCUGCAAACAGACCCGAAACAUCUUUGACAGACGUUCUCUGAAUGAGAUGACAACCAUUUUCGGACAAUUUAUUGAUCACACUCUCGUUGCUACUCCGGUAAACGAUGAUGAACCCAUGUUCAUUAAGAUGCCGGAAAAUGACCCUCUUUUUGCCAACAUGACAGAGCUCAAGUUCUUCCGUUCGGAGCGCGUGAAAGUUGUUCGAGGGAGUCGUGUGGAGCGACCCCAAAACUCUCUGACUUCAGCCCUCGACCUGGUAUCCGUUUACGGGCCCAAUGAAGGGAGGUUGAAAGUGCUGAGGUCUUUCCGCAAUGGACUCAUGGAGACAGGUCCCGGCAACUUGCUCAUCCUCAACAACGCUCGCCUCAACAAUGCACCCCAGAACAGAAAGUCCUUUUUCAUAACUGGAGACCACAGAGCCAAUGAACAUCCCGUGCUUACUUCCGUACACACCCUCUUCCUCCGCGAACAUAAUUCUAUUGCCAAGGAGUUGCAGGCCGCUUUCCCCAGGUGGAAGGAGGAGCGGUUAUUCCAGACCGCGCGGAAGAUUAACAUAGCACAAUUCCAAAAGAUCGUGAUCAAGGAAUGGUACCCAGCCAUCACUGGGCGACAACUUCCGGCGUAUAACGGCUUCGUCAGGGACACUGAUCCGACGGUUAGCCUCGUAUUCAGCACGGCUGCGUUCAGAGUGGGCCACACGUUAGUCGGGAACGUAGUGAACCGACGUGGUCGAGGCAACACAGUUUUGCCUUCGUUGCCGUUCAUGAACGUAUUCUUCCAAUCGGUGCGCCUCAUUCAGAACAACGGCAUCGAUGAAUUUGUUCGGGGGGCGCUCGUGAGCCGUGCGCAAAGGAUCGAUCUGCAGGUUCACGACAUCUUAAGAAAUUUCCUUUUCACCAAUGUGAAUGGGGAGGAGGGGCUUGACUUGAUCGCGCUGAACCUUCAGCGAAGCCGAGACCAUGCGCUACCAUCCUACAACCGGAUCCGGCGGAAGUUUUUGGGGAGCAGGGCGAGAAAUUUCCUUCAGAUUACGAAGAACAGGAACAUUGCAACGGCAUUGCAGACGGCGUACGGAAGCGUGGACAAGGUUGAGGCAUGGAUUGGGAUGAUGGCAGAGGAUCAUGCGCCGCGUUCUUCUAUGGGUCCGACACUGCUCGCAGUGUGGCAGAGAGAGUUUGUGCGGAUUCGAGAUGGUGACCAAUUCUACUUUGAAAGGGAGGGGGCGUUCACAAAAGAAAUGAAGAUGAAGAUCCCCAGAGUGAGGCAGCUGUUCACGAAUGCAGACAUCUUCCGCGGAAUCGUUCUACGGAAUAGUGGUAUUCAACGGAGGGACUUGAAGAGGCGGAUGUUCUUCGUUAACUAG
Messenger RNA from Chondrus crispus (carragheen), 1753 nucleotides. Its product is annotated as Animal heme peroxidase homologue. The coding region runs from base 68 to 1753 and encodes 561 amino acids. NCBI's taxonomy places the organism in Eukaryota, Rhodophyta, Florideophyceae, Gigartinales, Gigartinaceae. Gene Ontology annotation, biological process: response to oxidative stress. The record is from RefSeq and is a predicted model, not a curated record. Gene Ontology annotation, molecular function: heme binding; peroxidase activity. The transcript has 2 exons.